Phaethon lepturus (White-tailed tropicbird) is the source of this 214-nucleotide messenger RNA. Its product is annotated as glutaredoxin-1-like. The transcript has a single exon. The annotation marks the transcript as partial. The record is from RefSeq and is a predicted model, not a curated record. Lineage: Eukaryota; Metazoa; Chordata; Aves; Phaethontiformes; Phaethontidae.
AUGGCCAACACCUUCGUGAAGAGCAAAAUCAGGGCUGGCAGAGUGACCCUGUUCGUACAGGCGGGCUGCCCUUACUGCAGGAACGCCGUGGAGAUGCUCAAGAGGUACCACUUCGUGCCUGUGCACCUGCAAGUGUUUGACAUGGCGGGGCUGCAGGGCGUGCAGGAUUACUUCCAGCAAACACCACCGCAAAAAACGCUAAGUUCUCGCAGUC